This is a messenger RNA of Physella acuta, 1406 nucleotides long. RefSeq lists its product as uncharacterized. NCBI's taxonomy places the organism in Eukaryota, Metazoa, Mollusca, Gastropoda, Physidae. The record is from RefSeq and is a predicted model, not a curated record.
CGUGAUAGAAAAUAAAUGUUCGCUGAGCGGCUACCGGCGAAUGGAUGCGGACUAUGGAGUUCUAACAACUCCAGUCAGCCAAAAAGAAAGACGGCCUUUAAAUCGUCCCUGUCGGUGGUCCAUCACUGGAGGUGGUCUGCUGGCUUUAACUAUUCACUAUUUAGGCGUUAAGACGUCGACAUGCGAGCAGGUUUUGAAAAUCAACUACACAGAUUGUGGCUUACAGUUAGCUGUAACUAGAAGCUUUUGUAAACUUGAACAUGCAACUUUUAAGUCUUGUGGAGAGGUUACGAUAAGCAGUCGUGAAAUGCGAGUGGAAGGGUCAAUGGAGAGAUUCAUUAUUUCUUACCAUAGAUAUUUUGACAGAGCUUUACCCCAGCCACCAGAAAGACAUUCAUGUUCUGUACCAUCAGCUGAUGAUGUAACACGGCCACCAGGGGUCAUACAUCGCGGAUCACCAGAAGAUAAAUCUGUCAAUUUGACAAAAAAGCUUAAGCUGCUCAUUGUGUACGUUGUUUUUGGGGUAAUCAUCCUUGUUCUGCUCGUGGCUUUGAUAGCAGUCAUCAUUAGCUACUGUAGACUCCCCAAGUCUGAAACGUGUGCCAAAGAAAUAUCUGAGACCACAGUUCUGUGGCGCAACACACCACUUGAAACAUUUCAGACAAACAAUUUUCUGGACGGGCCCAUACUUUCCCACCAAACUUAUACAACAAAGCACGGCACGCAACAAAUGGUAUCACAUGUUCACAGUGAUGCCAUAUAUGAGAAUGAAGAAUUGGACCACAAUGAUGCCAUAUACCAGAAUGAAGAAUUGGGCCACAGAAUGAGCAACCCUAUAGACAUGCCAGAUUUCUUGUGUGUUAAAAAAGACACCGAUUUCAAUGAUUUGUUAAACACUUUACAAGCAUGCUCAAUUUAUGAUGAAUUAAGCAAUCAAACACAAGAGUUGUAUGAAAUGCCAGGUGUCAGUUAUAAUAAAUCUCAAGAAAACGAAGGGUCCAACAACAUCUACGAAUGCAUCGAUCGAGACAACUUUAGAAAGACCAAUAUCAAGAUGGCAGCACCUGUCUCAGGUCAAGAGAAGCACAAAGUUGAUGGCUACCAUUAUAGUGUCAAUAAUGACGAGUAUGCCAUUGUGCAGAAAUACAGAAAAAAGUUGCCUGACCAUAUAAGUAAUGGAUUUCAGUCAAAUACAUUAGAACAUAACAGCUCAAUGGCUUUAGGUCAUUACGAAAAAUUAGCAGAUUCCAAGAGAUAGCUAAGGAGAAAUCAACAAAUCCCACGAGACGGUUUAAUAAUAACGAGCCGGCCCGCGGCAUAACAUACGCCGCUAUUUAGUUGUUUCUAAUUUUCAAUAAUUCAUAAUUUGUGAAUUCGACAGUACCAACGCUGACACUGAAAAUAUU